Papilio xuthus (Asian swallowtail) is the source of this 3165-nucleotide messenger RNA. RefSeq names its product putative helicase mov-10-B.1. Gene Ontology annotation, molecular function: helicase activity. The coding region runs from base 289 to 2964 and encodes 891 amino acids. The transcript has 20 exons. The record is from RefSeq and is a predicted model, not a curated record. Lineage: Eukaryota; Metazoa; Arthropoda; Insecta; Lepidoptera; Papilionidae.
GAGGGGUUUCCGUUAUCCUAAUUUUACCAAUGUCGUGUUCCAAUCCAAUGAUCAAUGAAACUGUUCACAUAAUAAAAACAACUUGCUAUUUCCACUCGCAGUGUUGAGAAAAGCAGUUGCAUAUUAAAUGUAUUCCAUUUAAAAAUCAAUAACUUCGUUAAAUUGAAGGUCAUCUGACAUCUCUUUCAUUUCCAUAGCUCAUUCGUCAUUGAUAAUCGUGUCGUAUUUAAAUCAAUAAAGUGGACGGUGGAAUUGUUGACAAUAAACUGGACCAGUUUUAGGGGAAAAAUGUUUUGCAACGUAUGUGGUGUAGUUGACGAUUACUACGACGAAGAUGCCCUAGUAGAUCAUAACAACACACCCAAACAUAUUAGUAACAAGAUCCUAGAAGCUUAUAAGCAGAAGAAAAGAAACUUUGCUAAAAAUCGGGAUGGAGUUAUCAUCCUUGGUAGAGGUGAGAGUCUGGGUAAACCUGGUGCUGUUAGAACUAAGGUUGAAGAUACAGAUCAUCAAAAAAUUAGGAUUAGUGCCAAGCCAUCGCAACCUGUAAAAUUUUCAUUUAGCAUGACUAAUGAUAUGAAAAAUGAAGAUUUGCUGAUAUUUGGGAUACAAUUAGCACAUCCACAGCCACAGUUUUCGAUAUGUGAUCAUCCAUAUAUAUUUGGGGAAGAACCAAAUAUAUUGGAAAAAAAGACAACAAUAAAUAACAAGGUGUCUGUAACAUUUGCUGCUUCGGAUAUUGGGACAUACGAGAUGCCUAUUAUGUUCACAUUUCAUAGACGAAGUGAUGAAAAAAACAUAAUAAUAAUUCGAGAAAUGGUUGUCUCAGUGUUUGAAGAGGAAAGUAUUCAUCUGUUUACUCGGAGUCCUUUCACCAAUGAAGUCUGGGUGACUGCAGAUACGGUUUUAUCAUGUACAGGUCUUUUACCUUAUCCAGCCAAGUACAAAGUACCGAAGUUGUUGGAUAUUCUUUUACCACAUGGAUUAGGAGAGAAAGCUUUAGAACAUAUUAAAGGCCCCAGAGAAAUUAUGGAGCAGCUUCGAAUAGUGUUGAUUUCUACAAGAGCUAUAUUUGACGAAGGACUUACGAAAAGUAAUUACAUGGCAUUCUUUCAUCAUCUGCUUUGGUGGGAGGAAGUUCAUAUAAAGUAUAAUUUAAAGAAUUAUAAUAUGUUCAGUGUAACAAUGGAUCGGAGGAAAGGUGCCUACAUUUUAGAAGUCCCCGGCUUAGCAGAAAAACGACCCUCUUUGCUGAGAGGUGACAGAGUGUACAUCAAGCCACGGGACACACCUACACUGAAUUUCGAAAGCACCAUCAGUAAUAUUGAAUUGAACAACAUCAUAUUGACAAAUCUGGACGAGACAUUUGAACAGCAUUACAAAGUGGAUGCGUUGUUCGACGUGCGUUUCGUGAUGUCUCGUGUGCCCGUUGAACGCAUGCAUGAAGCCGUCAACUCCAUACAUCGAUCCAAACAGCUGUGCAGAGUGUUCCCGCAAAGUCCUAAACAUUAUAUACCUCCUGCAGACAUUACCAAAUUCUACAAUAAAUGGAUAGAAAGUAACAAAGAGCAAAGAUCGGCCGUGGAACAUAUAGUGGCUGGUACAUCGGGCAAAGCUCCUUAUAUUGUAUUUGGACCUCCGGGCACUGGCAAAACUAUGACAAUCGUUGAAGCUAUCAUACAACUUGUAGUUCGUGAUUCAAGGAACAGAAUAAUGGUUUGCACAGAUUCCAACAUGGCCGCCGACCACAUUGCUUUAAUGCUUUUUAAAUAUAACAAAGAAUUAAAUAUAAAUAAUUUUCUGCUACGCGGCUGCUCAAGAUCACGCGAAUGGAGUACAAUGCCGCAAGAACUGGCGCGUGUCUCCAACGGCGACAGUUACGAAACAUUCCAUUCCCUGAGAAACGCCUACGUCUCUCAGUACAGAGUGUUUGUUACCACCUUACUUCAUGCCGCUAAAUAUGGAUCGGAGAAAAGUCAGGCGAUGUUCAAGUUGCAAAUGACGCACCUGUUCAUCGACGAGGCGGCGCAGGCCUCGGAGCCGGCCACGCUGGUGCCGGUGACGGGCCUGCUGGCGCACACCGGACACCUCGUGCUGGCAGGAGACCCGCAGCAGCUGGGACCUGUCUGCAUCUCCAGGGACGCCAAGGAUAGAGGACUGGGUCUAUCAUUAUUACAGCGAUUAAAGAAAACUUUUGACAAUUUUUACACCGAUGAUCCGACCUACAUAACGAUGCUCGUUAAGAAUUUCCGCUCACAUCCCGAUAUUCUGGCAAUACCGAAUGAGUUGUUUUACGAGAACAACUUACAGGCUUUGGCACAGUUGGAUCCAUUGAGCGAGAAGAGCAUACUGAACACUAAGGGCGGCGAGCACGCUGUUGUGUUCCAUGCUGUUAACUCUAAAGAACAAAGAAUGGGAAAAGCGCCAAGUUUCUACAAUGAAAAAGAGUUGGAAAUGCUAAAGAAAUACGUGAGAGCUUUGGUAAAUGUACAUCAUGUGAUGCACAAAGAUAUUGGAAUUAUUGCACCAUAUGUAAGACAGGUUUAUAAAAUGAAAGAAUGGCUGACUUCGUCAAACUACAAAGAGAUAGAGGUGGGCACUGUGGAGUCCUUCCAGGGCAAGGAGAAGAGAGUCAUACUGGUGUCCACGGUCAGAGCCAACUGCAGGCUCUUAGACUAUGAUGCAAAGUAUGGACUCGGAUUCUUAAUUGAUGAAAAGAGAUACAACGUGGCAUUGACCCGGGCGAAGGCGAAGCUGAUUAUUAUCGGCAACCCGGCUUGUUUGUCACGUGACAGCAAAUGGAGGAAAUAUAUGGCAUUCUGUACUGAAUUGAAUAGUUACCUCGGCAAAGAGAAUCAACAGAUGGAGCGGUCGGCACAAAUGCUCGUGGAAAUCACACGAACAAGAUUCGAUAGAGCCCGUAUUAGUGAGGAAUUAAGAAUUAAUAACCAAAACCCCUAUUAAUUGUAGAAAAAACUUAGAUUUAAGGAUGUUUUUUAGAUUAGAAUUUACAGUACUCUUCUUACGAUUUUUUUUUCUAUCUUUGAUUUUCAAAGGAGUUUCUAUAUCUUUAUUUUAUACUAUUUACACUAAUUUUUUUAGAAGUUUUUAACACAUCAAUUUUGACAUGUUAACUUAUGUUUCUUUAUUUAUAGAUUUUGUUGA